Messenger RNA from Pseudophryne corroboree (corroboree frog), 6122 nucleotides. RefSeq names its product smoothelin (gene SMTN). The record is from RefSeq and is a predicted model, not a curated record. The transcript is spliced from 19 exons. The coding region runs from base 128 to 3058 and encodes 976 amino acids. Gene Ontology annotation, molecular function: protein binding. Gene Ontology annotation, biological process: actin cytoskeleton organization. Gene Ontology annotation, cellular component: microtubule organizing center; filamentous actin. NCBI's taxonomy places the organism in Eukaryota, Metazoa, Chordata, Amphibia, Anura, Myobatrachidae.
CGUUGAAGUGGGCGGAGACAUGGCCGGAAACGCAGUGAUUUGAAGUUGCGGUGUGCGAGACUGGAGCUCAGAUGAUCGCGGAGACUGAGUGGUGUCUGUGUGAGGCUGUUACGCACAACUGACAGACAUGUCCGAGAGGCGCUUCUCCGCCAUGGAUGAGGGCUCGCUGCGCAAGCUGCUGGAAGUUACCAUGGACCUAGCAGAGAGGCGGGAGAUCCGCUCGGCAAUUCGGGAACUACGCCGGGAGGAACUGGAGAGAUGUGAGGAAGCACUGGCCUCUAAACGCUUCAGAUCAGAGCGGAACAAUGGACAGGAGGACAAGGAGAAUCAGCCUGGGGCUGACAGGGAAGAAGGGCAACAGAGAGCGCUGAACGCCCUGGCAGGAAGACUGCAGGAGAUGAGCAAUGUGGAUGAGCUGACGGCACUGCUUCGAGGGGCCACAGAGUAUGAAGAGCGGAAGCUAAUCCGAGCAGCUAUUCGGAAAAUACGCAAUGAUGAAAUAGAAGCGGUAUCCUUAGCUGGAAUGCUAGUCGGCACUCACCGGGGCAGUGUCAAGUCCAACUGUCUAGAGAAUAUUGGCGACCUUGUUCCCUCUCUGGCACACGAGAGAGAAGACUUGGAAGAAAGGCAGAAUAUCAAGGCUCAGAUCCAUGAGCUCCGUAAUGCUCAAAAUGGAGGCAGCCAGACAGGCAUGACUGAUCCGGUCUCUGAUAUGGCUUUGCUUCUAAGCAAUCUUUCGAGGGAAAAGUUGUUGUCCUCUUCCACCUCCUCCUCGUCCUCAUCAGAACCUGGAAAUGUGACCCAGUCAUGUACGACAGAACACUCCACACUCAGCACAGACUCUGAGGAAGAUUCUCCACAGGACAGUAGCAACGCAGUGUUCAUAGAGCCAGUAGCGUGGGCCAGCAAAUUGAAGAAAGAGAAACCUCCAGAUACAAUUAAUAUCCUGCAGAAACCAAAUACAAGAGCAGAACCAAAGCUGGAGUCAGACAAAGACAGAAACUUGGCAAAUAAGCUGGGAACUGAUAAUAAUGGAUCCUAUCCAGAAGAAAAGGCAUCAAAGACCUGCUCAGAGCCAGAUGGCCAGGUCCCUAUUUCCCCCUUUCGAAGAGCCAAUUCUGUGCGAGACAGAGUAAAGAAGUUUACAGAAGAACCCCCUGGUAUGCCCCCUCCUUUAGGUUUCAGAUUCUCCAGCAUGAGAGGUGAGCGAAUUCCCUCCAGAGGAGGACUGAUACAGCAACAACAAAACCUUUUCUCUGCUGGUCAGAAAAAUGGUCAAGAAAACGGUCAGAAGGUGACACAGGAAGACAAAGUGACAGCUAGACCUGGACUAAGUCGCACAUAUUCAGGAUUCAGUAACCACAGAGUGGAUAAAUAUACAGCAAGCAGCAACAGGACACAAGACAGUAAAACCCCAUCUGUACCUGAAUUAAACUCCAGUUCAUCCAUAAAAGGAUCCUCGUCUCACAGCUCUGCAGGACUCUGCACAUCCUCUGGGGAAGUGAGUCGGAGACUUCCCAAAAGCCAAGGCUCAUUCAUCCCAAAGCAGGAUGGUGGGAGGAGCAACACGGACCAAUUGCAUGUCACCCAGGCCACAACACAGAGGGGGAAGCAGGUUGAAAACACAGAUAGGACCAUUGCAAGAUCAGUGGAGCAAGGCAGUGUGCAGCCCUCUACACCAGCUCCCUGUACAUCAUCUGUAGACGCUCAAGGUGAUCAGCAGGACGCCGGCAUGAAGACCCUGCUCACCAUUGAGAUCAAAGAUGGCCGAAACCAAGGGUCAAGCGGCCGGCUUGUGGGGCAGCCAGGAAAUCAGCGAGCAGAACUGACUUUAGGGCUGUCUGCUUCCCCUUUCCGAGUUGGCAGCGGCGUUACCACAAGCAGCGUCAGUUCUGGCAAAACCAUCAGUACCAGCAGCAGUAUCAGUGUGGACAGUGGGAUCAGCACAAACAGUGAUCUCCGCAAGGUUGAGCCAGAGCCAGCACAGCCCAGUAAUCAGCAGGUGGAGGUAUUUCUUCCCAGCACAACGGUGAAAGUAGAAGAGGAGAAAAAAAGCAAGCUGACAGCAGAGUCUCUGCGCACUAUAGAGGAUGAGGACGUUCUUGAUAAGAUGUUGGAUAAUACCACAGACUUUGAGGAGAGAAGGAUAAUCAGGACAGCCAUGCGGGAGCUGCGGCAGAGGAAGAGAGAACAACGGGAGAAGGAGCGAGAUCAGCGCUUGCAGGAACUGAAGAACAAGGAGAAGGAGGCUAGGCUGGCACGCAGCACAGAGGCCAGCUUACGGCAGAGAGAAACCUCAAAUCACGGAUCUGCUGUCAGCACCAUCACUAAAACACAGCGACUGGUACAGUCCAAUGAUGGCAGCAAAACCUCCAGAACCACCACUGUGGAGGCCAGCUACAUGAAGCGAUCAGAGAAUGGAGGAACAGUUGUUCAAACAAAAUCUUCAUUUACAGCCACAUCUAAGAAAGUUGGCAGUGUUUUUGAUCGUGAGGAUGAUGGAAAGGCCGCUAUGGAGCGGAGGCAAGCUGAGAGGAAGAAGGAACUCAUGAAAGCACAAAGCCUUCCUAAGACAUCACCUGCUCAGUCUCGCAAGGCCAUGAUUGAGAAACUAGAGAAGGAUAGUGGAAGCCAAUCAAGUCCAGCCUUUGCCAAAGUUGCUACUCCCCGCACUGCUGCAUUUGGUGUUCCUAAUGCUAACAGUAUCAAGCAGAUGUUGUUAGACUGGUGUAAAGCGAAAACCCGAGGUUACGAGCAUGUGAGCAUCCAGAACUUCUCUUCCAGCUGGAGCGAUGGAAUGGCAUUCUGUGCCUUGGUCCAUAACUUCUUCCCUGAGGCAUUUGAUUACAAUCAACUCCAUCCGCAAAACAGGAGGCAGAAUUUUGACCUGGCUUUCUCUGCUGCAGAGUACCUUGUGGACUGUGUCCCCCUGGUGGAGGUUGAGGACAUGAUGAUUAUGGGAAAGAGGCCAGACUCCAAGUGUGUUUUCACAUACGUCCAGUCCUUAUACAACCAUCUCAGGCGGCAUGAGAUGCGUCUACGCAAGAAGGAAUUUUAAGAGAGCCCCCUUAUCCCCCUUGACUUCUCCUGGCACAGCACCAUCACCAUGCGGCUAAUGCCACUGCAGUAGAUCCCAGCUUCACAGUUAACCCCAUGAUCACUAGAGACACUUUUUAUGGGUUUACAUUGUGCUGACAGCAGGCUGCGUGGAGCCCCUGAUUGCACACUUGAUUUAGCUUAUUUGGGUGCUUCCUCCUCUUAGCCUGUAUGUGACCAGAGUCUUGUAAGACUGCAGUGCAAGCUCUUUGGUUAGCUGUCUAGUGCUGUGCUAGUGGGGACCUGCCACUGCCUCAAAUACCUAUUCCCUUCCCACAGAAUUAAUAUAUUUAGGUAAUAUUAUUAAAAUAAAUAUAUAUAAAUAUAGCACACGGCAAGCGCUGGGCCUUUAUCACAGCCACAAGCUUUAGAACAGCUACAUAACUCUCCAUACAUCAUUUUACACACUCAUUGGCUGUCAAUGUGAAACAAAUAGGAAAGCAAUAACGGCACUCAGGUGAGCAAGACUUAGACGAGAUCCAGUGUAACUUUUGUGUGUUCUUUUCACAGGACAGAAAUCCCUUAUCACCAAAUGCUGCUUAAUCUGGAAAUACAGAUUUGGUGCUAGUAGAGCACAGAUCACGGUUGCCAUGGCUUGUGAAUGUGCCUCAUUGUGGCAUGUGACAAUAGUAGUGGCCUAUACAGUACGUUAAAAUAGUCUGAAUUUACUUUUGUCCAUAAUUCAAGCACAUUGGUAGGUUAAACAGACAUAUGUAUUUAUCCAUGAAUAAUUUGUUGAACUUUGUACAUAAGGAAAUUGAUUACGCAUAUUGUUCUUCCAUACUGGUUUACCCUUAAUAUAUAGCAGUAUUAAGGAAUGCAGUUAUAGGAUGUAUCCCGAAUGUUGGAGAGUGAAGCAUUUCCAAACCUGAAAACCUAAACAUUGUUAAAUCUAGUGUUGGAAUUCAAUCCUGUGUUUGCUAUACAUGUUAUAAGUGGUUGUUAAACAACUACUGGGAUAGUAUAUAGAACUGUUCAGGUACAGUUUUACCUGCCAUCAGGAAAAUUGCUUUGCCUAGCUUUUUUCUCUGAUGCCUGUCCAGCCAUUUCCGCUCUAGGUUGGAUUUACAAUGGAGAGCUCAGGAUUGGUUCCUCGCUGCCUAGCUCCUCUUGGAGCCUGGAAACAUUUUUUAAAUAGACCUUUUUGACCAAUAGCUCUAUCCUGCCAUGUUUUGGUGGCCGACACUGGUAUUUUGGAAGGUACCAAAAUGAAUAUUCUGUUUCCCAGACCACCGCUACAGUAUGCGUCCAUUACCACCCAGUGAAAACACAGGCAUGCAGCAUUCUACAUUUGUGGGCAUAAUGUCUUAAAUUGAAUUUUUAGAUAUUGUGGCUUGGCACUUAAGCUCACCAACAGCCGAUAGGUGUAAAUUAUCAACUGCUAACCGGUGCUGACAAGGCACAUUACAGACAGGAUCAAUGGUGUCAUCCCACUACUUUGUCUCUGCUAAAAUGUGUAUUUUUAAAGGGGAAAAAAACAAUGCGUAAAAUUGCAUGGAAUACGUUUUGCCACUUGGAUUUUAUGCAGUUUUACCUUUUUUCCUAGAAUAUAAAUUAACAAGCCUUUACUUUAUUUUACAGUGUUAGCCUUUUUUAUUGGGAUCUCCCAUUUUAUAGAAGAACCUUUUUAAGAUUCAUUGUUUUAUUAUAUAGGAAAGACUAAUAUAGUAUUUUUCCUGUAAUGUUGUUUCUGUGACCACCAUACACCUUAUUGAAACUAUAGUUUAUAUUUCUUAAAUCUUGCAUGAUAUAAUUGGAAAACCUGCCUCAUCGGAUCCCUAAGCUCCGUCUGUUUGUAGGGCUAUUCUGACUGUCUUUACAUGGAGAGCGCCUGUCGUCUUGUAUAAAUAAUCUGUGCUAUACAAUGAAAAUGUUAGCAAUUUUUCUACACAACGUCAUCCACGUUCCUGUUCUACUUUGCAUAUGUAAGACUUGGCUCGUGCUACAUGUUAACACAUUGCAGAGCUGCAUCAGUUAUUUUCAGUCCAAUGAUAUUUAAAGAUGUUCAGGAGAGUCCAAGUGCUGAUUGUGCACUCGAUGCCGCUAGCGAGCGAUGUAGUGGGUACAUAUUAGGACGAUUUAAACACUUUGUCCUAACGACUCGUCAUUAUCAGACAAAUUGCUUAACUUGUCAGCUAAUGUGUAGCCCGCUUUAGAUUGAUUAAACUUUUUCAAAACUUUUCUAUAAGUUCAUAACGAACCCAUGUUUUCGCUAGGACUGUUUCUAUUUAGCGACACUACUGCCUGCCUGGUAUAAAGUAGUUUAUUUUGAGAUGAUGAGCUUGUAUUUAUAUAAAAAAAAUAAGUAAUAAAAAAAACUAUUUUAGCUCUAAUGUAAGUUUUGUGUGUUUGAGCCCCUGCAGGUAACCCUGGCAGUAUGUUGUAGGUACGUGUUUUGCUAACGGAAGUAAACACUACACAGCCAUUGUACGUUAUCACUCAGGUAUUCUGACACUGCUUGAAGUACAUUAAGCUCACUUCUGUAAAAAAAAAAAAUAUAUAUUUUUAGUCUGUCUCCUUUGCAUUUAUAAAUGUAUGUAAGACUGUACAUCUGUCACCACACGUGCAAACACUUUUCUUUUGUCUGUGCAUUUAUAUGUGUUUACUCUUUUUGUAUGAACAUGUCCUAGAAGAUUCAUGUGUGGAUAUUUGUGUUCUAUAGUAAGAUGUGCCUAACACUACUCAUUAGUGUCUAUUUGUUAAAAACCUGCGGAUUAGCUCAGCCUUGUGUUUGUAAUGUUAUGUGAUAGCAAAGCGUGAGAGUCAGAAUUGUGAGUUCCUUUCUUUACUCCAUAAGGAAGCACUCGGAAGCCAUUAUAAACACUUAGCUUAACUUCAAGUUCAUAUACUGAGCAGAUCUGUGCAACUCCUCUCAACUAUGCAAAAUGUCUUUCUGCCCACAAAAUGUAUUGUUCAGCCUGUUGUGACCGGAAAGCUUUGAUCACUCCACAGACACAGCAAUUUUGUACAAGUAUUUUUAUACACCAGCGUGUGCUGUUAUUUUAAUAAAGUUAUAUUAACUAAAA